Molecule: messenger RNA, 148 nt
Organism: Cuscuta campestris
Lineage: Eukaryota; Viridiplantae; Streptophyta; Magnoliopsida; Solanales; Convolvulaceae
Source: the annotation of a GenBank genome assembly
CAACCAUUACCACCCCCUGUUGCACCCAAUAGUCUACUGCCCGGACACACAUACAUCAUUCCUUUGAACCAGCACCAAGCUGUUCCUCUGCCUGGUGGGGGUGCUGCAACAUCCACUGCAGCCAUUGCCCAGUCGCAUGUGCCUUCAA